GUUUGACCGAAGAUGAGUACGUACACAGUGACUCUGAACGGCACUGCUCCAUGGGGCUUCAGACUACAGGGAGGGAAGGACUUCAACUUGCCCCUCACCAUCUCCAGGAUAACCCCAGGCAGCAAGGCGGCGGGUGGCAGCCUGGCCCAGGGCGACGUCAUCUCGUCCAUCGACGGUGUGAGCACUGACGGGAUGACGCACCUGGAGGCCCAGAACAAGAUCAAGUCUGCCAACUCCAAACUGGCCCUCACCAUGCUGAAAUCAAGACGCCUUGGACCGGUUCCCACAGCAACUCCAAGAAUGGAAUCGCCUAUGCCAGUCAUCCCUCACCAGAAGGUUAUCUUAAACACAGCUGCAGGGUCAGAGUACACUCCCAGCUUCAACCCCACCGCACUGAAAGACUCUGCGCUGUCCACCCACAAGCCCAUUGAGGUGAGGGGUCCGGGCGGAAAGGCCACCAUCGUGCACGCCCAGUACAACACGCCUAUCAGCAUGUACUCACAGGACGCCAUCAUGGACGCCAUCGCAGGGCAGUCGCAGGCCAAGGGACACGAAGGUGGGGUUCUGCCCCUCAAGGACCCUGUGGUAGACUGUGCAUCUCCGGUGUACCAGGCAGUGAUCAGGCCAGGAGAGAUGAACCAGGAUAUGGCUGAAUGGGCUCGUCGUGCUGCCAACCUUCAGUCCAAGAGCUUCAGAAUGCUGGCCCACAUCACUGGCACUGAAUACCUGCAAGACCCAGAUGAGGAAGCCCUGCAGAGGUCGAGAGACAAGUUCGAGUCCGAGGUGAAAGGGCCACGCUUUGCCAAGCUGAAGAACUGGCACAACGGACUAUCUGCACAGAUCCUCAACGUCCAGCAAUAAAGAGACGCAGGAGAGAAAAGAGAGAGAAAAGAAAAAGAGAUAGCGACAGAGGGAGGUGGACAUGUAAAUGAGGACAUGGACAACAGCACAGGAGAUAACAGGAAGAGGGGAUAAAUUACAGAGGGAAAAAAAGGAGCAGGAGGAAGAGACUCCUCAGCGAUGUGAGAUAGUGUAUUGUAGACUAGAUUAGUAGAAUGUGAGAUAAUAACUGUUGGUGUGAGAAUGCUAUGCGUUCAUAAGCACAGUAUUACCUGUCAAAUGUAACUGUCCGCUGCUAAGACCUGAUCUCGCAUUUGGGUUUUUAUUUUCUUUGUUUCCUGUUUGUUUUGGGUUCUGUCUCUCUUACGUGACAGGUAAAUUGUACAAAAAAUAACCAUUAUUCAAGUGAACACGCAGAACUGAUGAUGCUUCUUUUACGCCCCCAGUACACAAACUGCUUGUGAGUUGUAACACUUAUCAGCAUGCUUGUUGAGAAAUCACGCAUACAGGACGGAGGAGAACACACACGUAGACGUUUAUCUAUAUGCAUAAAG
This is a messenger RNA of Limanda limanda (common dab), 1394 nucleotides long. It is a transcript of the gene ldb3b, whose product is annotated as LIM domain binding 3b. Gene Ontology annotation, biological process: heart development; actin cytoskeleton organization; muscle structure development. The record is from RefSeq and is a predicted model, not a curated record. Bases 13 to 861 code for a protein of 282 amino acids. Gene Ontology annotation, cellular component: adherens junction; stress fiber; filamentous actin. Gene Ontology annotation, molecular function: muscle alpha-actinin binding; actin binding. NCBI's taxonomy places the organism in Eukaryota, Metazoa, Chordata, Actinopteri, Pleuronectiformes, Pleuronectidae. The transcript has 8 exons.